AUGGGCAGCCACCAGAGCAGAGAACAGCAGAGCCUGCACUGUGCACAUUCCUGGGAUGAGGGAGACCUAAAAUCCGAGCCUCUGCAUGCCCUGUUGGACUCGCUGUCCAGGGGCAGCGGCGCUGACACAGAGGACCACAGAUCCGAAUCAAACCUGAGCCUCUCUGUGGGCUACUACCCUGGUGAGGACACCUAUUCCUACGAGAACACAAUCUCCUGCAAAGACAGAUCUGCCGAGGGUCCCUUGGUCUAUUCUGUCCCUCCUUUCCAAGGGUCAUGGCAGACUGAAAGUGUAGGGAGACUCCUGGAGCGACAAGACCAAAUUCAGGACGACCCAGAGCAGUUUUGCAAACUAAGAAUCACCAUGGCCUGGGAUAUUGAUAUGAGCUCUAACCAUUCAGACUCCAACAUCGGCUGGGAUCUACAUGGAGACAACCCGUGGACAAACAAGUGCCCUGAAGGGAAGACACAGCUGACACUCGGCAAACUGAAUGGUCUUAUGCAAAAGCUUGAGCAAUUUCUAGAAAAUCAGAAAGAUGACACAGAAGAUGAGUCUGUGUUCCCUGAAUCUGCUCAAAAGGAAGAUGUCCAGCUGUCCGGCUGCACCUCUCUAGCCACGGCUCAGACAAUAAGCCAAGCAUGUGGCAGCCAAAGAACAAGCACUGCAGAGACCUCCUCAAGCUCAUCGGACCACCAGGAGGAGGAGGAGGACGCUCACUCCAGUACACAGGCCUUCUCCUGUCUCAACUUCAGAUGGGUCUUCCUCUGGCUAAGGCAGCAAGUCCUCGCAUUUUGGGGACAACAGCAUCCUCAGAAAGCCACCAAGUACCCCCGUCAGCUAACGCUGAAGAAAAGACUCUUUCACAGAAGCAAGAGAAUCCAACCUCAAGAAUCCAUUGAAUUAGAACACCCUGUGUCGCCAGAUUUUAAAACUUAUUGAUUGCCCCUGUUCUUCAAUC
Molecule: messenger RNA, 958 nt
Organism: Pteronotus mesoamericanus
Lineage: Eukaryota; Metazoa; Chordata; Mammalia; Chiroptera; Mormoopidae
Gene: CUNH12orf71
Product: chromosome unknown C12orf71 homolog
Exons: 3
Coding region: 1-939 (312 amino acids)
Source: RefSeq, a predicted model, not a curated record